Molecule: messenger RNA, 711 nt
Organism: Ruditapes philippinarum (Manila clam)
Lineage: Eukaryota; Metazoa; Mollusca; Bivalvia; Venerida; Veneridae
Product: vitamin D 25-hydroxylase-like
Exons: 1
Molecular function (GO): heme binding; oxidoreductase activity, acting on paired donors, with incorporation or reduction of molecular oxygen; iron ion binding
Source: RefSeq, a predicted model, not a curated record
UGUGAGCUAUCAGAGGAUUUACCUGAUGAUGAUAGUGACGGUAACAUAUCAGCCACACUUUUACAAUUUCAAAUUUGGACAUUGCAAGGUGCCGGGUUUGAAACAACAAAUCGCCUGUUACUUUUCAUCAUCUUAUAUCUGACUAAAUAUCCAGACAUACAGGAGCGUGCACAGAAAGAGAUUGAUCAAGAAUUAGGAAGCAACAGGAAUAUUUCUGAAAAAGAUCAGGCGAGCCUUCCGUACGUAAUGGCAACUAUCCUUGAAGUUAUGAGAAAAGCAUCAAUAACUCCAUUCACUCUAUCCCAUUUUACACUGCAUGACACAAAACUGCGAGAGUAUGACAUCAACAAAGGCACAGUUGUCUUUUUUAACUAUCAUUCAGUAGCAAACGAAGAGUCAUAUUGGGGUGAUCCGGAAAUCUUUAGACCCGAAAGACUUCUUGAUGAUUCUGAUAAGUUAAACAAGAAGAAAGCCUCGCAUAUUCUUUUAUCCACAUUUGUAACGGGACGGCGACAAUGUCUCGGUGAGGCAUUAGCAAAAAUGAACAUUUUCAUUGUAAUUUCAACUUUGCUACAGCGCUGUUCAUUUCAGAAACCUGACGGAUGUGACCUUGAUCUUGAACCCAUUAGAGGUCUUAUUCUGUCGCCAAAACCAUUCAAAGUUAUUGUGAAAAAAAUAUUCUAGACGAAACUUCUAUUCCUGUGAUGUUUA